Molecule: messenger RNA, 818 nt
Organism: Ceutorhynchus assimilis (cabbage seed weevil)
Lineage: Eukaryota; Metazoa; Arthropoda; Insecta; Coleoptera; Curculionidae
Source: the annotation of a GenBank genome assembly
GUGAAACGUGUUUAUUUUACCUCCUCUAAACAUAAAUUAAUAGAAUACCUCAUUUACACUAAUUUUUACCUCAUCUAGUGCCUAAAACAAGAUGCCUAAAUCAAAAAGGGACAAGAAAAUCUCCUUAACAAAAACAGACAAAAAGGGCCUAGCCCUAAAGCAAAAAAUCGUCGAAGACAUCCGAAAUUGCGUCGAAAAAUACAAAAGCAUCUACGUGUUCACGUUCAACAACAUGCGAAAUGAAAAAAUGAAAGAAGUACGAGAACAAUGGAAACCGAGCAGAUUUUUCUUUGGUAAAAACAAAGUGAUCGCCAUAGGCCUGGGCAGGACUAAAGAAGAAGAAGCUGAAGAAGGCCUACACGAACUUUCUGAGUGCCUCAAAGGCCAGUGCGGCCUCCUAUUCACAGAUUGCACCAAAAAAGAAGUAGCUGAUUGGUUCCAAGAUUAUUCCGUAGAAGAGUUUGCCAGGUCAGGUUUCAAAGCCACCCAAACUGUUAUUCUAAAUGAAGGCCCUCUAAAGCAAUUCUCGCAUGCAAUAGAGCCUUAUUUGAGACAACUAGGAAUGCCUACAAAGUUAGACAGAGGAAUUGUUACUUUGAUUAAAGACUAUGAAGUGUGCAAAGAGGGUGGUGUUCUGAGUCCGGAACAGGCGAAGAUUUUAGAGCUUUUAGAGCACAAAUUGGCCACUUUCAAGUUGAUACUUAGAGCUAAAUGGACUAAAGGGGAAGGCUUCGAGAAAAUUUCCAGUGGGAAUGAUGAAGAAAUGGAUAGUGGGGAAGAGAGUUAGUUUAAGUACCUAAUUAAAUUUUUUUAAGUGU